Knipowitschia caucasica is the source of this 1896-nucleotide messenger RNA. The record is from the annotation of a GenBank genome assembly. NCBI's taxonomy places the organism in Eukaryota, Metazoa, Chordata, Actinopteri, Gobiiformes, Gobiidae.
AUGGGUAAAACGUUUAUUCAGAGUUCAAGACCAUUCGCACAUGACAGCCUUACAGCCAUCAUUUCGGAGCCCGGGGAGCAGACCCACACAGCCCCGCACGGUCCUCCAAGCACCGAGCUCCAGGAGAGGAGCACUUCUGUGGCCCUGAUCUUGCUCCUGAGCAGAGUGGACAACAUGGAUGAACAAAGUGUUGAGAGCAUAGCGGAGGUGUUCCGCUGCUUCAUCUGUAUGGAGAAGCUCAGAGACGCUCGUCUGUGUCCACACUGCUCCAAGCUCUGCUGCUUCAGCUGCAUUCGGCGCUGGCUGACGGAGCAGAGAGCCCAGUGCCCCCACUGCAGAGCUCCUCUGCAGCUGCGGGAGCUGGUGAACUGUCGCUGGGCAGAGGAGGUCACACAACAACUGGACACACUACAACUGUGCAGCCUAUCCAAGCACGAGGACAACGACCGGGACAAAUGUGAGAACCACCACGAGAAGCUGAGCGUGUACUGCUGGACCUGCAAGAAGUGCAUCUGCCACCAGUGUGCGCUGUGGGGCGGCAUGCAUGGAGGCCACACGUUCAAGCCUCUGGUUGAGAUCUACGAGCAGCACGUGACCAAAGUGAAGGAGGAGGUGUCCAAGCUGCGGCGCCGCCUGCUGGAGCUCAUCAGCCUGGUGCAGGAAGUGGAGCGCAACGUGGAGGCGGUCAGAGGCGCCAAGGACGAGAGAGUCCGUGAGAUCCGCAACGCUGUGGAGAUGAUGAUCGCUCGCCUGGACAACCAGCUGAAGAACAAGCUCAUCACACUCAUGGGCCAGAAGACGUCUCUGACCCAGGAGACCGAGCUGCUGGAGUCUCUGCUGCAGGAGGUGGAGCACCAGCUCCACUCCUGCAGUAAGAGUGAGCUGAUCUCCAAAAGCCCAGAGAUCCUGCUCAUGUUCCAGCAGGUGCACAGGAAGCCCAUGCAGUCGUUUGUGACCACGCCCGUGCCCCCAGACUUCACCAGUGAGCUGGUGCCGGCCUACGACUCCAGUACCUUUGUCCUGGUCAACUUCAGCACUCUGAGGCAGAGAGCCGACCCGGUCUACAGCCCUCCACUGCAGAUCUCUGGACUGUGCUGGAGGCUCAAAGUCUAUCCGGACGGUAACGGUGUAGUGCGGGGGAACUACCUGUCAGUGUUCCUCGAGCUGUCGGCUGGACUCCCGGAAACCUCCAAGUAUGAGUACCGUGUGGAGAUGGUGCACCAGGCCUCUAGCGAUCCCACUAAGAACAUCAUCCGAGAGUUUGCCUCUGACUUCGAAGUGGGCGAGUGCUGGGGCUAUAACCGCUUCUUCAGACUGGACCUGCUGGCCAGCGAGGGCUACCUCAACAUGCAGACGGACACACUGGUGCUACGGUACCAGGUGCGCUCGCCAACCUUCUUCCAGAAGUGCAGGGACCAGUACUGGUACAUCAGCCAGCUGGAGUCUGCUCAGAGCGGAUACAUCCAGCAGAUCAACAACCUCAAGGAGAGGCUGGCCAUCGAGCUGUUCCGCUGUCAGACGUCCCGCAGCUCCUCCCCCCCAGACCUGCGCCUGUGCUCGGACCCCCCAGCCUCAGAGAGAGAGCCCACCUGCACCAAGAGCUCCGAGGACAAGUCUGUGUGUCGGCCCAAGAGGGGGGAGGACAUGCCCCGGCCCCUGCAGGACGACUCCAACGAGCUGUCGGACGGGGACCUGGAGGUGGACUGUCUCACGGAGGAGGAGGUGAACCCUCUGGACGGCAGCAGCACCUCAGGGAGCUCCACCGCCACCAGCAACACGGAGGAGAACGACAUAGACGAGGAGACCAUGUCUGGAGAGAUCGACAUAGACUUUGUGGGAAACCUGGACACAGAAGAAGGAGAGCUUCCCGAGGACCUGGUGGGAGCCACAGAGUAA